UUUGGAGGCAGGGAGCGAGCUGCACCAGGGGCACGCCGGGCGAGGAACAGCACCCCCCCGCCGAAACCGCAGGACGCGUCUCCCUGGACCCAGGGGCACCCAGGGGCGCCCGGGUGCGCGGCAGCAGCGCGACGGAAAGGGCAGGCGGAAGGGGCAGGCGGCAGGGGCAGGCGGCAGGCUCCGUCACCAAGCAGCGCCGCAGGAGACGUGGCAACGCGGGGCGGGGCCGGUGCGGCGCAGCGCGCGGGCGCUGCGCUGCUACGGCUGCUGGGAGUUGUAGUCGGUGGCGGAAUCGGUCGGUCCCUCCAUUCAUCGCCAGCGAGGCCUGGGGCGCGGCCUGCCCGCCAGCUUUUUGUAGCUGGAGGAAAAUGAUGGAAGAGAGUGGAAUAGAGACAACUCCACCUGGUACGCCCCCACCAAGCACAGCAGGGGCUGCUGCUGCUGCUACACCUGUCUCAUUAGCUUUGUCCAGUCCCCUUGCAACACCAAGCACGUCAUCUUCUCCUGCAUACUCACCACCUGUGCCAGCUGGAGGGCCUUCACUUCCUCCUCCUAUGAUGACUUCAGCUUCUCUUCCAGUUGUGCCUUCUGCAACGGUUUCUACUAUUGCACCACCUCUAACUCCUGCCCCACCUCAUGUUGCCCCUUUAUCUUUUAGUACCUCCGUGUCCCAGUUCUCUACACCUCCUCCAUUAAGCUCUACUACUGGCUCUAGUCUUCCUGCACCUCCUACUGGUCCCCCCAUUUCAGGAUUUUCCAUAUCUUCAACCUAUGAUAUUACCAGAGGACAUGCUGGCCGAGCACCACAGAGCCCACUGAUGCCAUCAUUUUCUGCACCUCCAGUCACAGGUGUUUUGGCAGAUCCUAUUACUCAACAAGCAACUUUCUCAUCACCUUUGGCUCCUGGAACUGGUUCUGCAAUCACUUUUCCUGAGGAACAUGAAGACCCCAGAGUAUCUACUGCCCAAGGUGGAACACCUGCUGGAGGACUGUGGGGGUUUAUAAAGGGUGUAGCUGAGAAUCCCAUGGUGAAGUCUGUUCUUGAUAAAACCAAACAUUCAGUGGAGACCAUGAUCGCAACACUGGAUCCUGGCAUGGUUCCAUAUAUCAAAACUGGGGGAGAACUGGACAUAGUGGUUACUUCUAAUAAAGAGGUAAAAGUUGCAGCAAUUCGAGAUGCCUUUCAAGAAGUCUUUGGAAUGGCUGUUGUUACUGGAGAGGCUGCACAGUCUAACAUCGCACCCCAACCUGUGGGCUAUGCUGCAGGUUUAAAAGGAGCCCAAGAAAGAAUAGACAGCUUGCGUCGGACAGGAGUAAUACAUGAAAAACAGCCUGCUGUAUCAGUAGAAAACUUCAUUGAGGAAUUGCUUCCUGAUAAGUGGUUUGACAUUGGAUGUCUGAUUAUUGAGGAUCCAGUUCAUGGAAUUCAUCUGGAAGCUUUUACCCAAGCAACACCAGUGCCUUUGCAAUAUGUUCAGCAGGCUAAGAAUCUCACUCCUCAGGACUACAAUCUGAGAUGGUCAGGCCUGUUGGUGACUGUGGGCGAAGUGCUUGAGAAGAGUAUAAUGAAUGUCAACAGGACUGAUUGGCACAUGGUAUUCACUGGUAUGUCCCGUCGACAGAUGAUCUACAGUGCAGCUAAGGCUCUAGCAGGAAUGUACAAACAGCACUUACCACCCAGGACCGUUUGACAGAAGGCUGAUCCAUGAUGCUAAGGAAUACUGGGUUUGAUUCUGGAAUUGAAGUGAAAGCUACAUAUUCUCAUUCUCAGAGGAUACAGCGCAGAUUUGUAAUCUAACUGUAAAGUAUAUUUUACUUUUUAAGAAGUGAAGGUAAUUUCCAAUAGUGGAAAUGAGCAAUUGCAAUUUUUAACUACUAUGUGAUUUCCAAUAUGAUUCACAAAACAGGAAAACAGAACAAACGUAUAUUUAUAACUGGGACAAAUAGCAUUAGUUUGUAAAGUGGAAUGUGCUAUUAUUUAACACCUUAUUAGGCAUUUGCUGAGAUAUUUUAGUUAGUAUACUUUUUUAAAGAAGGGGCGCAUUGCUAUUAUAUUAGUAAUACAAACAUGUUAACAGUAUAACAUGUAUGUUACAUAUGCAUUUCAAUCCAGAGAGACUACCUUUUGUAUUAGAUGUUUUCUUGGGGCCUGUGCUUAGGUAGUACUUAACACCUUAUAGGUUUGGCGUCUGUAUAUAAGUUAUCAGGAGUGAUGCUGAGUAGUUUUUACAGCAUGAGUGAGCUGCUGAAGAAGAGCACAAAUCCAUGCCCCAUUAGUUGAAGUCAAAUAAUUUUGAAAUCUCAUUUUCCAUGCUGCUUUUUUCUUUUUUGUAACAGUAAUGAAAUUCAUGUCCAGUUAAAACACUAGACAAAUUUCAAGUUGCUUCAGUGAUUUUUAGGUCAGGUACCGCAUACGCAUGAAACUAUUUCCACAGUUUCAACAAAGUAGUUUACUCCAGUGCUUCCAAAUUUUGUAUUUUGUAUGGAAUUAUGUAAUUUCUUCUAUCAAGUUAUGGUUGUCAGCAUUUUGAUGUGGAAAAUGGUGAGAUGAGUAUCACUUGCUUUGCUGUCCUGAGUUUUCUAAACAUUUGUAAGUCUUAAAUGCCUUCUUGAUGUCAUGAGCUCACUGUUUCUUAUGUAUAAGUCUUCAGUGGUGUCUGAUUUUUUUCAUGGCUAUAAAUGCCCUCUUUCCAUGCUCACACAAUCUUAAAUCUUUAUUUAGAGAUAUGGAAAUAAUUGUGAAGAAAAUAUUUUGGCAAGAAUACUUUUUUUAAGAAAUUAUGAAUAAGUAAAUACUUUUUGUUUGCAAUAAAGAAGCAGUUUUUCAGCAUGUAUUGCUCUGCCUUUACCUUUCUUAGAUGCUUUCAAAGAACAUUUUUAUAUACAAUAUACUGUUAAGCCAGCUCAUAUUUGUACCUAGUGAAAGCCUGUCUAUUUCCAAGUAAUAUAUUUUGCCUUAAUUGGCUUACUCUGUAAAUCACUUGAAUAAAUGUUUUUCCUAGAGGAUGGUA
Messenger RNA from Grus americana (Whooping crane), 3011 nucleotides. RefSeq names its product proline rich coiled-coil 1 (gene PRRC1). Gene Ontology annotation, biological process: activation of protein kinase A activity. NCBI's taxonomy places the organism in Eukaryota, Metazoa, Chordata, Aves, Gruiformes, Gruidae. Bases 369 to 1691 code for a protein of 440 amino acids. Gene Ontology annotation, molecular function: protein kinase A regulatory subunit binding. The transcript has 9 exons. The record is from RefSeq and is a predicted model, not a curated record. Gene Ontology annotation, cellular component: cytoplasm.